CACAGCGAAAGCCGGCAGUCUCCAACUCACCACAGGGUCCUGCUAGUGUCUGAGCUGGUGCACCUGCUCGUAUUCUCUCUGCAUGCUGGCCGUCCAUCGGUAGCAAGAAAGCAGCCCGCAAGCGCCCACACAGUCAAGUUACGAAGCUUAGCCUUUCGAGUCCCAUUCUCAUCACAUAUACCUCUUAUACACUCACACGAACCUAUGCGGCUCCUGCAGUACAGCGAAAGCGGAGAGCUCAGCAUCCACAGCUUCGAAGAGGGCGACAUACCCCCCUACGCGAUACUUUCUCACACAUGGGGAGCAGACAGGGACGAGGUGACCUUCGCAGACAUCCGAACAGGCGAUGGCAAGACCAAGCUAGGCUACAAGAAGAUCCUCUUCUGCGGAAGACAGGCACAGCAUGACGGUCUGCAGUACUUCUGGAUCAACACGUGCUGCAUUGACAAGGCCAGCAAAGCUGAGCUCGCGUUCUCCAUCAGGUCAAUGUUUCGCUGGUACCGCAACGCAGCUCGAUGUUAUGUAUAUCUGUCAGAUGUCUUCAGUCAACCUCUACUAGCUGCGCCACGCCACCACGAUGCACGAUGGCCCUUUUGGAUCUGGAUGGUCUCUAUUCUCUAUACGGUGUCAGGAUGGUAUAGCAGCACGAUGCAGCGCUACUUCUAUUCGCGCCAGGUGCUAUGCACUCUAGUUGGCAACGAUGUUGUGCACAGCGAGCAGACGCCUGAGAUCACGCUCCAGAAAAGCAGAUGGUUCACCCGUGGAUGGACGCUGCAGGAGCUUCUCGCGCCAUCCGUAGUAGAGUUCUUCUCUAAGGAAGGUACCAAACUUGGUGACAAGUUGUCGCUGGCAAAAGAAGUGCGCGAAGUCACAGGCAUCCCUUGUUCAGCAUUGCAGGGCAAACCGUUGUCUGGUUUUAGUGUGAAUGAGCGAAUCUCAUGGAAUGAACAUCGGACAACAAAAAUUCCGACAGACCGCGCAUACUCCUUGAUGGGGAUCUUGGGAGUUAGCCUGUCGCCGUUCGACGGUGAGAGUCCAGCUGAAGCAAUGAAGCGAGUUACAGAUGAGGCGGAAAAGCAAGACAAGUGCCUCCGAGACAUACGCCAGACAGAUCCUCGGGACGACAAGAAGCGCAUCGAGGAUACCAAAGGCGGUCUUCUCGCAGACUCCUACCGCUGGGUGCUUGACAACCCUACUUUUCAGCAAUGGGAACAGCGCUUGGAUAGCCGACUGUUGUGGGUCAAAGGCGACCCUGGCAAAGGAAAGACGAUGCUUCUGUGUGGUAUCAUUGACGAACUGCACAACUCUAUGCCAAGAUCCGCCCUGUUGUCGUACUUCUUUUGCCAGGCGACCGACCCGUGCAUCAAUAGCGCUACAGCUGUGCUACGGGGCUUGCUGUACAUGCUUAUACACCAGCAACCGUCGCUCAUGUCGCAUGUCCGCAGGAAGCACGAUCACACAGGUAAAGACUUGUUCAAAGAUGCUAAUGCCUGGGUCGCCUUGACAGGCAUUUUUGCAGAUGUGCUGCAAGACACGGGCUUAAGCAAGACAUACCUAGUUAUUGAUGCGCUCGAUGAAUGCAUGACUGAUCGGCCAAAGCUACUCCGCUUCAUCGCAGAGCAGUCGUCUGCAGCCUCUCGCGUUAAGUGGAUCGUGUCUAGUCGCAACUGGCCGGCCAUCGAGGAACAACUGGAGCGUGCAGAGCACAAAACGCGGCUGAGCCUUGAGCUGAACGCAGAGUCGGUCGCUGCGGCAGUUGACGUCUUUAUCCAGCAGAAAGUAGACCAGUUAGCGCAGGAAAAACAGUACAAAGAGGAACUUCAACACGCCGUGCUCCAGCACCUGAAGUCAAACGCGAACGACACUUUUCUCUGGGUUGCGUUAGUGUGCCAAGACCUCAAAGCCACGCCAAAGUGGAACGUGCGCAAGAAGCUGGCCCAGUUCCCGCCUGGACUCGACUCUCUCUACAAGCAGAUGCUGCAGCAGAUAAUAAAGUCUGAUAGCGCGGAUGUGUGCUUGCAGGUGCUGGCAGUGACUGCUGUCCUAUAUCGACCCGUCACAGUCGCUGAGCUAGUUGUACUUACUGAACAGCUUGCGGACUUUGUUAACGACCUAGAUUCUGUGCGGGAGAUCAUCGGUCUCUGCGGAUCGUUCCUCACGCUGCGUAACGACACAGUCUACUUUGUGCAUCAGUCAGCUAAGGACUUCCUCGGUACAGAAGCGUUAAACAAGGUCUUUCCAGACGGUAAAGACCGUGUACACCAAGACAUUUUUGCGAAGUCACUUGCGAUUCUGCACAAAACACUGCAUAGGGAUAUAUACAAUCUCCAAGCGCUUGGAUAUCGUAUAGAGGACGUGAAGCCGCCUCUCCCUGAUCCUCUAGCCGUGUCGCGCUACCCAUGUGCGUACUGGAUUGACCACUUCUGCGACUCAAUAGACAAGAUACAGACACAUAGCGCUACCAACCACGAGCACGCCAGGACUACAGACGCAUUUCUUAGGCAGAGAUACCUUUACUGGCUAGAAGCGCUCAGCUUGUGUAGCAGUAUGGCCAAAGGGAUAGUCUUGAUGACAAGACUGUGGUAUCUGGUCCAGGGACUCGGGGACACGAAAGUAUUAACUGGCAUUGUGUACGACGCACGACGGUUCAUUAUGUACCACAAAGAGGCGAUUGAGAAGUAUCCUCUACAAGCGUACGCAUCUGCACUGCUGUUCAGUCCAGCAGACAGCAUGACAAGAAGGCUGUUCCAGCACGAAGAGCCAAGUAGUAUAGCUGUUAAGCCAGCUAUAAGCAACGGCUGGAGUGCCUGUCUGCAGACGCUUGAGGGCCAUAGCAGUUAUGUUAGGUCGGUGGCCUUCUUGCACGACUCGACCUGGCUAGCGUCAGCGUCAGGUGACAGGACUGUCAAGAUAUGGGACGCGAGCAGCGGGACAUGCCUGCACACGCUUGAGGGCCAUAGCAGGGAUGUUAGCUCGGUGGCCUUCUCGCACGACUCGACCUGGCUAGCGUCAGCGUCAGGUGACAGGACUGUCAAGAUAUGGGACGCGAGCAGCGGGGCGUGUCUCAGCACUAUCAACGUUGGCACAGGUCUUCAGUACUUGUCUUUCGAUUCUACUAGUACCUUGAUCCACACAGAAAUAGGUACUGUCACUUUAUCUACUUCCCAGAUUACAGACCGCGUCGACGUUACUGCAUCAGAACUACAGUGCCAGGGUGCUGGUCUAAGUCCAGAUAGUAUCUGGGUAAUGCGUUCUGGAAGCAACAUACUAUGGAUACCGUCUGAGUACCGGCCGUCAUGCUCAGCUGUGAGUGAGACCCACGUAGGCAUGGGGGUAGGAUCAGGAAGAGUCUGGCUUUGUCAGGUGACCUAGGCAAACAACAGUAGGUAGAUAGCAG
Molecule: messenger RNA, 3397 nt
Organism: Macroventuria anomochaeta
Lineage: Eukaryota; Fungi; Ascomycota; Dothideomycetes; Pleosporales; Didymellaceae
Exons: 2
Coding region: 205-3372 (1055 amino acids)
Molecular function (GO): protein binding
Source: RefSeq, a predicted model, not a curated record